AUGGAUUCCAGUUUCAUAAACCUGAAACUCAUUUCAUGCAAAGACAUUCACGCCUUCAACUUCUUCCAAAAACUAACCCUCUACGCACAAGUCUCGAUCGCCUCCAACAACCCCAGAAUUCAACUCAACGAGCGAAACACACAGCAACAGAGAACACCGACACACAGAGACGCCGACGAAGACGGAACCAAUCCCGAAUGGAACUAUAAUAUGCUUUUCGAUUUGGCUUUUCUCUCUCAACAUUCAGAUCCCGCCGAUUUUUUCUUAUGUUUCGAGUUUCGGCACGACGGCGUCAUCCUUGGGGAUAAAUUCAUCGGAGAGAGCCGCGUCCCGAUUACAGAUCUGAUCAGUGACGUCGACGGUAUCACGCGGUUUGUUAGCUACGAGAUUCGUUCUGCUGAUGGGAAGCCGAAUGGGAUCUUUGAUUUUUCGUAUAAGCUGGAAGGGGUUGGGAAACAAUCGACGCAGAUUCUCGAUGGGAGAAUAUCGGGAUAUCCUGUUCUGACUCCGGAGGAUUGUGCUCCGGUAAAAUAUCCCAUAUCAGAAAUCGAGAGACCGUGUUGUUAUCCUACAGGUUGUUCUGUUCAGGAGGGACCGUUUUAUGCACCUGUUGCGGCGACGGUAACGGCGAUGGCGCCGCCUCCUGUUUCAUAUCCGUUUGCCGGAGAAUGUAAUUCUUAUUAUCCACCGCCGCAGCCGUCGAUGUAUCCGUACCCUCCUCCGCCUCCGCCGAGGGAGCGGCUUUACCCACCUAUUGGGCCUGAGGCUAGUCAUUGGCAAUCAGGCCCGUAUUUUGAAAACAGGUGGUGA
Molecule: messenger RNA, 810 nt
Organism: Lathyrus oleraceus (garden pea)
Lineage: Eukaryota; Viridiplantae; Streptophyta; Magnoliopsida; Fabales; Fabaceae
Product: protein SRC2 homolog
Exons: 1
Coding region: 1-810 (269 amino acids)
Biological process (GO): defense response
Source: RefSeq, a predicted model, not a curated record